Messenger RNA from Erythranthe guttata (spotted monkey flower), 1011 nucleotides. NCBI's taxonomy places the organism in Eukaryota, Viridiplantae, Streptophyta, Magnoliopsida, Lamiales, Phrymaceae. The record is from RefSeq and is a predicted model, not a curated record.
AUGGGCGCUUGCUGGUUUUUCAAUAUUGGGGGUCGAGGAAAUAGGGGUGUUGCAUUGAAUUCUGUCGGAACAUGUGAAAAUCAUCGGCCGUAUCGAUCGUUUGGAAUGGGAGUUGAAAGCUGUACCCAAUUGCGCGUAGUUCCACAGAUAUCCGACGAGCAGGAUCUCACCGACGAGCAGAAUAACUCAGAUGAGCUGGAGAUAUCCGACGAGCAGGAUUUAUCUGACGAGGUGGAGAUAUCCGACGAGCAGGAUCUCGCCGACGAGCAAGAGAUAUCCGACGAGCAGGAUCUCACCGACGAGCAGCAUACUCUCGACGAGCAGGAUCUCGCCGACGAGCAAGAGAUAUCCGACGAGCAUGAUCUCUCCGACGAGCAGAAUAACUCUGACGAGCUGGAAAUAUCCGACGAGCAGGAUCUCACCGAGGAGCAGGAUCUCUCCGAUGAGGAGCAUACCUUCGACGAGCAGGAUCUCGCCGACGAGCAAGAGAUAUCCGACGAGCAGGAUCUCUCCGACGAGCAGCAUACCUUCGACGAGCAGGAGAUAUCCGACGAGCAGGAUCUCUCUGACGAGCAUAAUACCUCCGACGAGCAGAAUAACUCAGACGAGCUAGAGAUAUCCGACGAGCAGGAUCUCGCCGACGAGCAGGAUCUCUCCGACGAACUGGAGAUGUCCGACGAGCAGGAUCUCUCCGACGAGCAUGAGCUCUCCGACGAACAGAAUACCUCCGACGAGAAGGAUCUCGCCGACGAGCAGAAUAACUCAGACAAGAAGGAGAUAUCCAGCGAGCAGGAUCUCUCCAACAAGCAAAAUACCUCCGACGAGAAGGAUCUCUCCGACGAGCAGAAUACCUUCGACGAGAAGGAUCUCUCCGACGAGCAGGGAUAUCCGACGAGCAGGAUCUCUCCAACGAGUAGAAUACCUCCGACGAGAAGUAUCUCUCCGAUGAGCAGAAUACCUUCGACGAGAAGGAUCUCUCCGACGAGCAGAAUAACUCAGACAAGUUGCUAG